AUGACAGAUCUAGGGUCAGAGACGUCUUCGAUGUCUACUACAGCAGAUCAUGCAUGCGAUCUCUGCGGAUGUCUGCUGGAGGGACAACCGCAGUCUGAGCCGUACCCGAACUAUGAGCGUCAGGACGUUCGCCUAGCAAUCCAGGCCCUUCACAGACUAUGCGACUCCCUGGAUCGCACAUCUAUAGGCCUGAUGCAUGAGUUGGGAAAUAUGACCAGCGGACAAGACAGACUGAGAAGAGAGCUGGCCGAGGCGGAGAAGGAACGCGAUGCUCUUCAAAGACGUUUGAAUUCCGUCGAGACGGCAUACGAGGCUAAGAGUAUUCUCUACGAUACGACGAGGGAGCUUUUCGAUAAGUUGAUGGCUGGAUUUGACCUCCGAGUGGAUCGGGAAGAUAGAGGAAGCGUGCGUUACAGAUCGCGUUUGAGUCCAAUUAAAGAGUAG
Molecule: messenger RNA, 444 nt
Organism: Aspergillus pseudoviridinutans
Lineage: Eukaryota; Fungi; Ascomycota; Eurotiomycetes; Eurotiales; Aspergillaceae
Exons: 2
Coding region: 1-444 (147 amino acids)
Source: RefSeq, a predicted model, not a curated record